AUGAAGACCAUCAAAUAUAAGAGUGGUAAUGGUCAUUCACCUAAGAUUACACAAAAUAUAUCCUGUUUGAUCAGACAAUUAGUUUACUAUAACUCAGCCAUGACAACUCAUCAACUUGCAAUCAAAAUUCAAGAAGCUUAUAGCAUAUCUAUUUCACAUACCAAUAUUUGGCAAUACAUAAAGAAGAAGGAAUACAAAAGUAUCAUACCAUUUGCUAUUCCAAUACUCACUA
Molecule: messenger RNA, 232 nt
Organism: Ambispora leptoticha
Lineage: Eukaryota; Fungi; Glomeromycota; Glomeromycetes; Archaeosporales; Ambisporaceae
Source: the annotation of a GenBank genome assembly